Molecule: messenger RNA, 1733 nt
Organism: Malania oleifera
Lineage: Eukaryota; Viridiplantae; Streptophyta; Magnoliopsida; Santalales; Ximeniaceae
Product: formate dehydrogenase, mitochondrial
Exons: 6
Coding region: 388-1545 (385 amino acids)
Cellular component (GO): chloroplast; mitochondrion
Molecular function (GO): formate dehydrogenase (NAD+) activity; NAD binding; oxidoreductase activity, acting on the CH-OH group of donors, NAD or NADP as acceptor
Source: RefSeq, a predicted model, not a curated record
AUCCUUCUACAGUUCUGCCAACUGUGCAAGGAACGAAUUUACCAAAAUACCCUUACCGUCGUCCCGUCAGCUGUCCGAAUUCUAUUAAUAGCCGCCACGUCACGUCACGUGAAUUAACGCAAUUACAAACCGUUGGAUUAGGUUUUUGUGGGGCCGUUUAAUAACCAAUCGGACGGUGCAGAGUGGAGGGGCGAGUGCACGUGGGGGGAAACGGACUAAGGGAGUGGAGAAAAUAAAGAGGGAUUUUGCUAUUUGCCCAUUUAUAGCUGACCCCUGCGGGAGAAAGCACUCUGCCCCCCUUUCUUCUCCGAUUCAUAAUCGGCUUGAUUUUGCAUUUGCUGGUCUCUUUUUUCUUUUUGCUGUUUGGAAGGCGAGAAAAUAAUCAAGAUGGCGAUGAAGCGUGCUGCUGCGUCUGCUGUCCGAACUUUUGCUUCCUCAGGCAAUGCAGGUUCAUCAGUUGUCCUCUCUAGGGACCUUCAUGCGUCUCCAGGAAGCAAAAAGAUAGUUGGGGUUUUCUACAAGGCCAAUGAGUAUGCAGCCAUGAAUCCCAAUUUUGUGGGGUGUGUGGAGGGGGCCUUGGGCAUCCGUGAGUGGCUGGAAUCACAAGGUCAUCAAUACAUUGUCACCGAUGACAAAGAAGGACCAGACUGUGAGCUUGAAAAACAUAUUCCUGAUCUGCAUGUUCUUAUAACUACUCCCUUCCAUCCGGCAUAUGUUACUGCUGAAAGGAUUAAGAAGGCCAAAAAUUUGCAACUGCUUCUCACGGCUGGAAUUGGCUCCGAUCAUAUUGAUCUGAAUGCUGCAGCUGCUGCUGGGUUAACAGUUGCAGAAGUCACAGGAAGCAAUGUUGUCUCAGUUGCUGAAGACGAGCUCAUGAGAAUCCUUAUUCUAGUCCGGAAUUUCUUACCUGGAUACCAUCAGGUUAUCAAAGGUGAAUGGAAUGUUGCAGGUAUUGCUCACAAGGCUUAUGAUCUUGAGGGAAAGACAGUGGGAACUGUAGGUGCUGGUCGUAUUGGAAGACUUUUACUCCAGAGAUUGAAACCUUUUAACUGUAAUCUCCUCUAUCAUGACCGUAUCAAGAUGGACCCAGAGCUGGAGAAUCAGACUGGCGCAAAGUUUGAGGAGGAUCUUGAUGCUAUGCUUCCGAAAUGUGACAUAAUUGUCAUAAACACACCCCUUACAGAGAAAACAAAAGGGAUGUUCAACAAGGAAAAGAUUGCAAAACUGAAGAAGGGAGUUUUAAUUGUUAACAAUGCUCGAGGAGCAAUAAUGGAUACACAAGCAGUUGCUGAUGCGUGUGCCAGUGGACACAUUGCAGGUUACAGUGGAGAUGUUUGGUUUCCGCAACCAGCUCCAAAGGACCAUCCAUGGCGAAGCAUGCCAAACCAAGCUAUGACCCCACAUAUUUCUGGUACCACCAUUGAUGCACAGUUGCGAUAUGCAGCAGGAGUUAAGGACAUGCUGGAGAGGUACUUCAAGGGAGAAGACUUUCCUCCACAAAAUUACAUAGUGAAGGAGGGUAAACUAGCCAGCCAGUACCAAUGAGGAUCAUGCUUUUUCCUGUAGCAUUUGGAGAGUUUUGGCGAGAUGCUUCUGAAAUAAUUUUCAUGAAUAAGUUGACAUCCAUAGUUAUCUUCAUCUUGGAACUGGUCACAGAGCUCUAUGGAGAGAACUUGUAAUGUUGUGAAACCAUCUGCAACUUUUUAAUAUAUAUGCAAGCAUUUUCAUCUUCA